AUGGCAGGAUUCCAGAAUUUGGGGGUUGCGAAAUGGCUAGACGAGGCCCUAGCAGCGAUGAAAAUUAUCACUCCCACCGCGAUUCAAGAAGCGUCGAUUCCAAAGAUUUUACAAGGCCAUGACUUCAUCGGUGGGGCCAAAACUGGGUCUGGUAAGACCGUUGCCUUUGGGGCUCCGAUUUUGACGAAAUGGUCUGAAGAUCCUUGUGGGAUCUUUGGGUUGAUCUUGACUCCAACUAGAGAAUUGGCCAUGCAAAUCGCUGAACAAUUCUCGGCCCUUGGUGCAUCAAUGAAUAUCAAAGUAUCGAUCAUUGUUGGCGGCGAGGACAUUGUAAAACAGGCUUUGGAAUUGCAAAGAAGGCCGCAUUUUGUCAUUGCCACCCCAGGUAGAUUAGCAGAUCAUAUCAUGAAUAGUGGUGAAGAUACCAUUAGAGGGUUGAGAAGAGUCAAGUACUUGGUACUUGAUGAAGCUGAUAGACUUUUAAGCGACAGUUUCCAAAAAGAUAUGAAGCGUUGCUAUGAUAUAUUACCGACUAACAGACAGACUUUGGUGUUUACCGCGACAGUUGAUGAUAACGUACGAAACUUGCGAGAAGAGCUUGGGGCAAACAACAAACCAGAAGUUAUUGUUCACGAAAUUGAAAAUAUUGACAAUGUGGCGAUUCCAAAGACUUUGGAUAUUUCCUAUGUUUUCAUCCCCAUGCAUGUUAAGGAGUCCUAUUUGCAUAGCAUUGUAACUCAUCCAGAUAAUGAAAACAAGAGUAUAAUUGUGUUUGUGAACCGUACCUAUACUGCAGAAUUGAUCAGAAGAACUUUAAGACAUCUUGAUCAGAGAGUAACGUCAUUGCAUUCUGAAAUGCAGCAAACCGAAAGAGUAAACUCAUUGCAUCGGUUCAAGGCUGAAGCCGCGAGAAUUCUUGUUGCCACAGAUUUAGUCUCCAGAGGUUUAGAUAUCCCUACUGUCCAAUUGGUUAUUAACUACGACAUGCCUCAGGAUCCAGCAGAUUACAUUCAUAGAGUUGGUAGAACUGCAAGAGCAGGUAGAAAAGGUGAGAGUAUUAGUUUUGUCACUGACCGGGACGUGGAAAAAGUCUUGCGGAUUGAGGAAAGAAUUGGGAAGAAAAUGGAUAAAUACGAGAAGGUCAGUGAUAAUAGAGUCAUUAAUAACUCGUUGACGAAGACCACAAAGGCUAAAAGAGAGAGUAUGAUGGAGAUGGAAAGUGAAGGCUUUGGGGAAAAAAGAAAGAUUAACAGACGGAAGCGUGAACGGAGUGGGGGAAAUAACCAACACAAGGUCAGUAAACCGAAAAACAAGAAGUCUACUAAAACCGCCAAUUAA
This is a messenger RNA of Saccharomycopsis crataegensis, 1338 nucleotides long. RefSeq names its product ATP-dependent RNA helicase DBP8 (gene DBP8). Lineage: Eukaryota; Fungi; Ascomycota; Saccharomycetes; Ascoideales; Saccharomycopsidaceae. The record is from RefSeq and is a predicted model, not a curated record. Gene Ontology annotation, molecular function: nucleic acid binding; RNA helicase activity; ATP binding. The transcript has a single exon. The coding region runs from base 1 to 1338 and encodes 445 amino acids.